Leptonychotes weddellii (Weddell seal) is the source of this 2180-nucleotide messenger RNA. RefSeq names its product ribosomal protein L22 (gene RPL22). Gene Ontology annotation, molecular function: structural constituent of ribosome; RNA binding. Gene Ontology annotation, biological process: cytoplasmic translation. The record is from RefSeq and is a predicted model, not a curated record. Gene Ontology annotation, cellular component: ribosome. NCBI's taxonomy places the organism in Eukaryota, Metazoa, Chordata, Mammalia, Carnivora, Phocidae.
AGCCCUGCGUGCUCUGCCCGCUGCGGGCUCUUUGCGUCUGCGUAGUGCGCCCCCCUCCCUUUCUGCCUCCGCUGCCGCCAUGGCGCCCGUGAAAAAGCUUGUGGCGAAGGGGGGCAAAAAAAAGAAGCAAGUUCUGAAGUUUACCCUUGACUGCACCCACCCUGUAGAAGAUGGAAUCAUGGAUGCUGCCAAUUUUGAGCAGUUUCUUCAAGAGAGAAUCAAAGUGAAUGGAAAAGCUGGGAAUCUCGGUGGAGGGGUUGUAACAAUUGAAAGGAGCAAAAGCAAGAUUACUGUAACUUCUGAGGUGCCUUUUUCCAAAAGGUAUUUGAAAUAUCUCACCAAAAAAUAUUUGAAGAAGAAUAAUCUCCGUGACUGGUUGCGCGUAGUUGCAAACAGCAAAGAGAGUUACGAGUUGCGUUACUUCCAGAUUAACCAAGACGAGGAAGAGGAGGAAGAUGAGGAUUAAAACUCAUUUAUCUGGAAUAUUUUGUAUGAGUUCUUAAAUAAAACUUGGGAACCAAAAUGGUGGUUUUCCUUGUAUCUCUGCAGUGUGGAUCGAACAGAAAAUUGGAGAUCAUAGUAAAAGCUUCACUUGGGCUGCCAUUCACUUAUUUGUAAUUAGACUUUUUUCCUGCUUGAAAAUUUAGUUUUUUGUGGUAAGAAAAGCAAAAUAAGCUCCUUUAAGGGAACUGCCAGUGAUCUGACCUUGAGCAGGUGGUUAAGGGUGUGGAAAUGUGCGCCCUUCAGUUAGUCACUAUUUUACUUCAAAAAGCGGGACAGUUUUACCUGGUGCUUUUCUCAAAGAUUCAGGUAUACUGACGUCGGGACUUCUAGUUCACUGAGCAAAACCAGCGACUUCUUUGAGGUUCUCUUGCAGGAAAAAGGUAGUGUCAGUAAAAAAGCAGGGUUCUGGGGCAUUUCAGUAUUUGGUUACAAAUUACUUGCACACAAUGACUUAUGUAUGUUAAUCCUUUUUCUUCCUGUAGAAAUAAAAUGUCCUUUGGCGCUGCUGCAUAUUCUCCUGCCCUCCAGGAAAGAGUCUGGAGAGCGGUUAUAAAAGUCCCAGAUUUUAAAUUAAGUAAACAUGCACAAAACUGAAUUUGUGAACAGUCAGUUUCUACAACUCUGCAACGAACUGUCCCUUUGGCCCCCAGCAGGGGGAGCUGGAGAUGAGCAGUAGUAGAGCUUCCAGAGAUGGACAUCUGUGCAUCUCCCCAGGAUCGCAGCCUUUUCACGGGGUGGGCGCCAAGGAGAAGCGAUCGAGGGACAGGUCAUGCUGAGGAGAUGAGGGAAAACGUUGACGUGCCCAGGGAAUGGUCCCUUCUGUGCCAUUUGGGCCAUGGCUGGAUUUAAUGUCAAGUCGUUCUACAGACUGACAUUAAUCAGGGCCAGAUGAAAGCGGGAUUUUGUUGCCUCGCGUGCAGAGGCUAGAGAUCUGUGAAAGGUUACUGAGUUGUAAAGAAGUAAUUGUCGCCAACUGGAAAUCCAGAGGAUUUGAGAGCGACUUUGAAAAGAGACCCUGAUGCCUUAUGGUGCCCUUCUGAAAUCUAAACAAUUCUGCAGAAAUGUCUGCAUUGUCUUAAAAUUACAGUGUAUGAAACCAUGUUUUUAAGGUUCGCCCACAGCUAAUUUCCACACCUGAAAUUCUUGGGCUCUGCUAGCUGCCUAGCUGGAAAUUAAAUGUUGGAGUCCUACCUUUGCUCCAAAUUAACAUUUGGUGCUCCUUGGAUUGAAUUUAACAUGUUGAGUCUUUGCAAUUUCAUUUGUGGUUAAAGGCUCUAGCAUUUUCUAUUUCUAUGCAAAUUUCUUGUAGCAGAAUUGUUUGCGUGUUUCUCCACCCUAGGGCAAGGAGAGGUUUCUUUCCAAUGUCACUGAGGCAUCAGCUGGUUUCUGUCCCUUACCAUGAUCAUUAACUUUGUUAGUAAGUUUAUGACCUGGGUUUGCAAAUUGUACUUGUUUGUUGCAUCCAUGUUCACCUGUGGUGAUUUUUAGUUUCAUUGUAAAAAUAUUAACCCUGGGUGGAAAUUAGCAUAGAAGUUUUUCUUUUUUCUUUUUUUUCAAACUUCCAGGUUUUUAAAACUUGUAAUAAAAUUGAAACUCGUUGGUUUUUCUAUGCCUUUUUGAACUCUUGUAAUUGAGUUUUGAUCACAUUUUAUAUUAAAGUGGCUAACACGUGGCUA